AUGGGUAAGGCGGGCAAGGGCAAGGGGCCGCCGCCUGCACCCUCCGCACAUAAGGCCCCCUCCAAAGGCAAGGGCAAAGCUGCCUCUGGGCUCGGUGCACCCAGCAAGGCCGAUGAAGGCACGGCUUGGUGGCACAACGCACGGCUGCAGCAUGAAGAUGGCCACUGGGAAGCCGAAGCAUUGAUGAAUGGCCUGGGCUUGGACAUCGCAUAUCCCCCAUCCUCACCUCAACGCGAGGCAUUGAUUGCAGAAGGCCCAUUCCUGGCAACAAUCAUGAUGCUGGAGAUUGGGCGCCGGAGCAUGCAAAUGUUUACAGCAUAUGCCGCGAAGCCCAAGCAAGUGGUCGACAUCAAGUUGGGUGAUGGCCGCGGAAAAGCGGAUGAAGUUGUCGUGACGCAUGUAGAACUCACCGAGGAAGAGAAGCAAGAACGCUUGGCGGGCUUGAGCGAGUUCGCGGAACGAUGCGGGCUCCGAGCAGAUUGGGAAGAGCGUGCGCAGCGGUGGCUGGAGAAACAUCCAAGAGCAGCGUCUCGCGCCUGUGUGGAAGAGCUUGCUUCUGCAGAGCUCCGUCUUCGCUUUACACAUAUAGGAGACAAAAGCCCCAAACGCACGGAGAAGAGAGCCACAUCUGAGGAGAGACGAAAGCGGGAAGAGCUGAAAAGAGAGAAAGAAGCCGCGAUGCUGGCAAAGGAAGAGGCAGCCGUGGCCAAACGAAAUGAAGUCAUGAACCAUUUCAGAAGCUUGAUCCCCGCGGACAUCAACAAUGUUGCUUGGUCCAAUGCCAAAGGCUUCCACUUGAUGGAAGGUGGUAGCGGCGGAGUGAUGCUUGUUGAUUUAGGCACCUCCUGUGUCGUUCUUAAGUCUCAGGGCAAGACUGCAGCCAGCGAGAUGAUGGCGCAAAAGGUCGCGGAUGUUCUUGACGUGCCAAUAGCUCAUGUGCGUGUAGUAAGUCGGGGACAGGAGGAGUUUCAGGACAUCCAGACAAGCCUUAUCAAGCACUUCGAUGGCGACUGGCGACAAGCAGAAUUCAUCGGCAUUUGGGAGAAUGCAGAUGGCACCAGGGAGGAUGUUGGCGUGUCGUUCUUCGGGGUUUUGGAGUUCGCACAAGGGCACGUACUCAUGGGCCGAGAGGGUCAUGAUGCUCUUCAAGCUUCAAUUGCUCCAGAGCCCAAGUUGAUGUAUCAGCUUGGGCGGCUCUGCGCAAUGGAUGUCUUGAUCAAUAACCUGGACCGUGUUCCGUUACCAGUGUGGCAGAACGAAGGUAACCUGGGCAAUGUCAUGGUGACGGGUCAUGGCGGUGCCAUUUUGGGAAUUGAUCAGCAAAUCAAUCUGGUGAUGUCGGGAAGCGGGCUGGACAUGUACCUGGAAAAGGUUGCGAAGCUUCUUGUAAACUGCUCACCCAAAGGAGACCCGAGCAUGAUCACGGCCAAGUUGCGCCGAGCUUUGGAGGAGAACUGUGGAGCUUCGAUCAGUGAUGACGCAGCUGCUGACUUCAUCUAUGGUCUGCGGCAGGGCUUGGAAGGCAUCGCACAUCAAUGGAGACGAGGCUCCCUGAAGAAGGCACUUGAAGAAGGCCUUGAGACGUGUUUGGCGACCUUCAUUCUUGACGGGCUUGACAUGAAACAUCUCGUUGCCCAGCCGCAGCUGAAUACCUUGGAUGCCAUGUGUGACUUUGUAUGUACAGUGGCCGAGAGCAUUUCCCAGCACAUCCCCGACUGA
Molecule: messenger RNA, 1719 nt
Organism: Symbiodinium natans
Lineage: Eukaryota; Dinophyceae; Suessiales; Symbiodiniaceae
Source: the annotation of a GenBank genome assembly